This is a messenger RNA of Balaenoptera musculus (blue whale), 3818 nucleotides long. It is a transcript of the gene SNX29, whose product is annotated as sorting nexin 29. The transcript has 22 exons. The record is from RefSeq and is a predicted model, not a curated record. Bases 137 to 2632 code for a protein of 831 amino acids. Gene Ontology annotation, molecular function: phosphatidylinositol binding. NCBI's taxonomy places the organism in Eukaryota, Metazoa, Chordata, Mammalia, Artiodactyla, Balaenopteridae.
GUCACCCGCCCCAGCCGCCCCGGCUCCCGCCGCACCAGCUGCACACUCCGGCCCCCGAGUCCCUGCGUCCCGCUCGCUCGCGGACCCCGUCCCAUCGCUCCCAGUUUCCUGACCCCCAUGAUCACAGAACAAUGACAUGAAAAGACAAUUUCUGCUGGAGCGACUGCUGGAUGCAGUGAAACAGUGCCAGAUCCGCUUUGGAGGGAGAAAGGAGAUCGCCUCGGAUUCCGACAGCAGGGUAACCUGUCUGUGUGCCCAGUUUGAGGCCGUCCUGCAGCAUGGCUUGAAGAGGAGUCGAGGAUUAGCGCUAACAGCAGCCGCGAUCAAACAGGCAGCAGGCUUCGCCAGCAAAACCGAAACAGCGGGCAAGGCAGUCAUCGUGCGGGACUGGUGGGGGCCAGUGGCACGUUGUGGUGCAGAAAUCCGUGAGCCCGUGUUCUGGUUCUAUGUGAAGGAGGUCCUCAGCAAGCAUGAGCUGCAGCGCUUCUACGCCUUGCACCACAUCGCCUCGGACGUGGGCCGCGGCCGCGCCUGGCUGCGCUGCGCCCUCAACGAACACUCCCUGGAGCGCUACCUGCACAUGCUCCUGGCCGACCACAGCAGGCUCAGCACUUUUUAUGAAGACUGGGCUUUUGUGAUGGAUGAAGAAAGGUCUAGCAUGCUUCCUACCAUGGCAGCGGGUCUGAACUCCAUACUCUUCGCGAUUAACAUCGACAACAAGGAUUUAAACGGACAGAGUAAGUUUGCUCCCACUGUCUCGGACCUCUUGAAGGAAUCCACGCAGAAUGUGACCUCCUUGCUGAAGGAAUCCACGCAAGGAGUGAGCAGCCUUUUCAGGGAGAUCACGGCAUCCUCGGCCGUCUCCAUCCUCAUCAGGCCUGAGCAGGAGACCGACCCCCUGCCCGUCGUGUCCAAGCACGUCAGUGCCGAUGCCAAAUGUAAAAGGGAGAGGAAGAAGAAAAAGAAGGUGACCAACAUCAUCUCGUUUGAUGACGAGGAAGACGAGCAGAGCUCCGGGGAUGUUUCUAAGAAGAUCCCUGGGGCGGGGGAAAGCUCGGAGGAGAACUCCGACCGCUCCUCGGUCAGUAUCAUGACGGCCUUUGAAAGCCCCUUUGGGCCAAAUUCCAACGGAAGUCAGAGCAGCAACUCAUGGAAAAUCGAUUCUCUGUCUUUGAACGGGGAGUUUGGGUACCAGAAGCUCGAUGUGAAAAGCAUCGAUGAUGAAGACGUGGAUGAGAAUGAGGACGACGUGUACGGGAGCACACCUGGGAAGAAGUGCCCGGGCCACUCGGAGUCGCUGGAGAAGCCGCUAGACGGGGGCGCCUGCCUCUCCCAGAUGCACAGCUGGGCUCCACUGCACGUGCUGCACGGCGACGCCGAUGUGCUCUUCCCGGUCAGUGGCGUGGGCGCCUACGGCCCUGCAGAUACCCCCCUCGGGAGCCUGGAGAACGGGACGGGACCCGAUGACCACGUCCUCCCGGAGCCUGGACCUCGGUACAGUGUGGAAGCCAGUCCUCCAGGCCAAGGAAGUCCUCUGAGCAGCCUGUUACCUUCUGCAUCGGUGCCCGAGUCCAUGACAAUUAGUGAACUCCGACAGGCCAUCGUGGCCAUGAUGACCAGGAAGGAUGAGCUGGAAGAAGAGAACAGGUCACUGCGGAACCUGCUGGAUGGUGAGAUGGAGCACUCGGCCGUGCUCCGCCAGGAGGUCGACACCUUGAAACGGAAGGUGGCCGAACAAGAGGAGCGGCACGUCACAAAGAUCCAGGCGUUGGCAAGAGAAAACGAGGUGCUCAAAGUCCAACUGAAGAAAUACGUAGGAGCUGUCCAGAUGCUGAAAAGAGAAGGUCAAACAGCUGAAGUUGUACCAAAUCUUUGGAAUGUUGAUGGAGAAGUUACAGUUACUGACCAGAAGCCGGGAGAAGUUGCCGAGGAACUAGCAAGCUCCUAUGAAAGAAAGCUCAUUGAGGUGGCAGAGAUGCACGGGGAGCUGAUCGAGUUCAAUGAGCGCCUGCACCGGGCCCUGGUGGCCAAGGAAGCCCUCGUGUCCCAGAUGAGGCAGGAGCUCAUCGACCUUCGGGGGCCGGUGCCUGGAGAUUUGAGUCAAACAUCCGAAGACCAGAGUUUGUCGGAUUUUGAAAUAUCAAACCGAGCGCUGAUCAACGUCUGGAUCCCAUCAGUGUUUCUCCGGGGCAGAGCCGCCAAUGCAUUCCACGUGUAUCAGGUCUACAUCCGGAUAAAAGACAAUGAGUGGAACGUCUAUCGGCGGUACACCGAGUUCAGGAGUUUGCACCACAAGUUACAGAACAAAUACCCUCAAGUGAGGGCCUACAACUUCCCACCCAAAAAGGCCAUUGGAAACAAGGACGCCAAGUUUGUGGAGGAACGCAGGAAGCAGCUCCAGAACUACCUGCGCAGCGUCAUGAACAAAGUCAUCCAGGUGGUCCCCGAGUUUGCCGCCAGCCCCCAGAAAGAGACCCUGGUCCAGCUGAUGCCCUUCUUUAUUGACGUCACCCCUCCCGGAGAACCGCUGACCAAGAACAGCCAGCCCAAAGUGGCUUCCCGCUUCCCCAAGCUGUCCCGCGGUCACCCCAGGGAGACGCGCAACGUGGAGCCCCAGAGCGGCGACCUCUGACCUCGACGGCCACCCAGACUCGGGCCCUACGUGCUGCGCCAGCUGCCUCCACCCCGGCCACGGCAGCUGGCCCCUUCCACCUCGGAGGGACACCCCUGUCCCCCCGGUGAACGCCAGAGAGCACACCUUCCCCACCGGUUCCGUGACCCCCUGAUUAAACUGGGCCGUGUGAGAGCAGGGCAGGUCCUCGCUGGACAGACGCAGACAUGUGGGCCCUGCUCUCCCUGGCCCUGCCCUGGGCCAUGAGGGCCAGCCGUUCCCCUCCCUCCAGCCCAGGGGCCGGCAGGAGGGUGGGCGCUGGGUCGGGCUCGGAGCCCCCUGGUUGAGAUGCACAAGUCUGAUGUCUCAGUUGGUCAGAAGGUUCAUCGAGAAACCACCUCUUAACUCUUUCCCACGUGGGAAUUCGAAUGACUAGUUUGUCUUUUUCCCCUGUUUAAUGUAACUGCCUGCUACAACCUAUGGACGUGAAGGGUUUGGGUGGAGGCUAGUUCCUUUCCAUGCUCUCCCCACCAGUGGUCAGUAGACACCCUAGUUCUUGCCACCAUGCUCCAGGGAGACAGUCCCGUGGCCUUCGUGUGAAGGAGCCAUGAGAGGGAUGCGGAACUGUGGUUCUUGGAGAACUUCCCUACCUCCUUAUGGUUGGUUCUGGAAGGACCAGCCCCUGUAGGAAACCUGAGGCCCCCUGGGCCCAUGUGCACCUGGUCAGGCCAGCCAUCAGCAGCCACCCAGUGACCCGUAUUGGAGAGCCUGGGCUAUCCAGGAGUCGGUGGCCCUGGCCUCGAAAGCCUAGAGGAGAGCCCUCAGGCUGUUAGAGACUCGGCUCCGGGAAGCAUUCCAGAAGGUUCUGUGGGCCUCGGGCUUUCAGACCUGGCCCCGGGGCUCCGAGGAGCUCAGCGUGGCUCUCUGUGAACUUGGACACAAGUGUCCCCUCUGCACAGGUCAUGAUCAUGCCCUAAAGACGAGGGUGUGCGGCACAGCCUCUGCCGGCCAGCGCGCUGUCCGUGGGAGCAGGGCCCUGCGUGCCCCUGAGACCACUGCCUCUGCUCCUCCCAUUCAGAGCGGGGCCCCCCGGCAGGUGGAACAGGAGGAGGAGCAGCGGCAGGUCGCCCCAUGGGACCAGAGCCAUUUGGCCAGAAUCAUGGAACUCUCUCCCACCCCGGGCAAGAGCCAAUCUCAGCUGCUGAUA